This is a messenger RNA of Rhagoletis zephyria (snowberry fruit fly), 2717 nucleotides long. RefSeq names its product myoneurin-like. The record is from RefSeq and is a predicted model, not a curated record. Gene Ontology annotation, biological process: regulation of DNA-templated transcription. Lineage: Eukaryota; Metazoa; Arthropoda; Insecta; Diptera; Tephritidae. Gene Ontology annotation, molecular function: RNA polymerase II cis-regulatory region sequence-specific DNA binding; DNA-binding transcription factor activity, RNA polymerase II-specific.
AUGGCUGUCGAUGCCGACGUCGAUGAAACAGUGGACCCGAACUCUACUACAUUCUCAGGACCCAACAGUUUGUCAAAAGAUGCACAAUUAGUCGAAUUGGCCAAAAUAUACAAGACACAACCAUGUCUAUGGAAUGAAAAGGAGAUGGCAUAUAGAUUCGCUAACAGGCGUCGAGAAGCCUUGGAGAAUAUGCUUCAAGAAUUGAACAAAAAGUUUAAAUUAAAAUUAAGUAAACGUGAUUUGGAGAAGGAAAUUUCUCGACUGCGCAAAAUAUGUACAUACGAAAAGAAUCAAAAAAUAGUAUGUCAAAAAAGCAAACGUAGUUAUAAACCGAAAUUCCCAUAUUACGAGCACUUAGCAUUUGCUGAGAUCGAUGUUCGUCCUUUUGAAUGCUCGGUUUGUGGAAAUUUACUUGCCAGCCUAAGCCAGUAUACCAUACAUAUAGCAUCCCAUGAUGGGUCGCUACCAUUUAAAUGUAUUGUUUGUGGAAGAGGAUUUCAGCUGGCAACUAAUUUAACGGUACAUUUACGAAGACACGCUCAAGACUACUACUACAGCUGUGAAGUGUGCAGCAAGUCUUUUGCAACCACAACUGAGUUAAAAACCCACAUGCUUCAACACACAGGCGAAAAGCCGCACGUUUGCGAUAUUUGCGGCAAGAGAUACCAAAUGCGACGUGAAUUUAAAGAGCAUAUGGUGCGACACGAAAAUCGUGGUCCUGGUGUUAAGUGUACAAUUUGUCCAAAGGCAUUUUAUAAUAACCGUAACCUUAGAGAGCAUAUGGCCGUUCAUCGGAACGUGCGGGACAAAAUAUGUGACGUCUGUAAUAAAGGAUUUACAAGUCGGAAACUACUUCGUCAACACAAACACGUUCAUAAUAAGGAAAAGAAAUUUGUAUGCAAAAUUUGUGGAAAACGAUUUGCGCAGUUCGCUGGAUUAAGUGGGCAUGUAAAAUCGCAUGGAAUAUGUUUAUCUGCUACUAAGAGUAAUAAUUCUGAAUAAAUCUCUAAUUCAUUUGUACUUUGGUUUAAAGAUGGAAUGCAUCCAUGACAGAAGUACUUAUUUAGUGCUGAAAACGUUAAAGGUGCAUGAAUUACACUGGCACAUAAAAAACAGUGACGUGUGCUUUUAACCAGACCCACCUACCGACAUGUACUUCAACCCGCUGAAUCCGAAUCUGAAGUCCGUUUGACUCGUAAGCGUCCUGAAUUUUGAGUCAAUUGAGAAAAUUACGAUUUUUUUUUUGCUAUUUUUUCACUACUUUUUUUGUGUGUCGGCGUAAUCGAUCGCAAAAACAGGGCCCCAAUCGCGGCAUUCGUGAUCAAAUGAUUACUCGUUUUGAAGCGAAUCGAAUAAAGUGCCCAUGCUAUCGAAUCCAUCGUGUCCUCCAUAAGAGUUACGUUUGAUAUCGAAUUCCGCGAUUCGGACCUAGUUGAUUAUACUUUUUGUAAACGAGCUAAAUUGAUUUUUCGCCACAUUGGCUCUCUUAAUAUACAGCCCAAUCCUAAAUUAUAUUUCCGCACGAGUUUUUUCUCUUUCCGCAAUCCUACUAUUCUAAAUAAAAGAGUUUUGCAGAAUAUCUCGCUUUCCGCCUAUCCUAAACAUCUUCGAAAAGUUUCGAACAUGAAAAGUAGGUAUUUUAAAUAUAAAGAAAGUGCGGAAACUCUUCGAAAUCCGUUAGAAUUAUUUCAUCUCGAAUUUUCAAGGGAGUUUGCUGCAAAAAUGUGAGUAUUUUGAUAAAAUGGAAGAAAAAGACAUACAUUUUUUGUUUAAGGUCGAAAACAACAAAUAAAACCCAAAUGGGAAUCCUUGUCAACAUGAUGGAGGAGAAUCCUGCUAUUGCGAGAGGAUUUUUUAAAGGAAAUAAGGAGGAGCUCACCCGAUUUCGGCAGAAGGGUAAUGUUGAGCUGACUGCGGCAGGCCCCCCCAACUAAAACCAUUGUGGAAUGGAAAAAGGUGAUUUCAAUGUUUCAAAAAGAGAAUCGGUGUAUGCAUGUAAAAUUGUGUCAGUAGUUUGUUAAUGUAAAAGGUACUGGAGGCAGCCCACAUAUGGUGAAAGUACUCUCCCCCCUUUAAGAAGCCAUUUUUAAAUUGAUUGGGAUGAAGCAGUCGGUAGAAGGAUUGCCCGUAAAGAAGUUUGGCCUGCAAGAUAACUUGAAUGAGAUCUGCAAUGAAAACUUCUGCCCAGAAGUAGAGUUACUGAAUGUAACCCAAAAUGAAACUUCGGAUGAAUCUAUGGUCAUCAGCGAAGCAAGUCAUGCAGAUUAUACGACUAUAAAUGUGUCCCUUGUUUCAGCAGAUUCAUUUGAAUUUGUCAGUGAAGAAGCUUCUGCAGAUAAUACUGAAGUGCCAUCCACUAGCAAGAAGGCAUCAUCCUAAAAAAAAAACGUUUCAAAAAAAGCAAGGGCCGAACUUGCUCUGACUGAGGAAAUAAAAAUACAGAAGGAAAUCUGCGCAAACAUAAAGACUGGAGUGGCAAAUCAGGACGAGUAUCGGGACAACUUAAAAAAAAUUUACCAAAGGCUAGACAAAAUAUACGAUCUUAAGAAGAAACAUUUCAAGGCAGUUGAGCUUAUGAAAAAAGAAAAGUUGGAGGAAAUCAAAAAAGCGAACGUAAUUAAAAGAGAAAAGCUAGAAGAAAAGAAAAGGCACAACUAUUUCAUUGAAGAAAUGAGAAGAAAUGAAAUUGAAUAUAAAAUAGAGAAAACUUAAAGACU